UUCUGUCCUUCCCAAACUGGUUUCUGUCGAGCGCCUUAAUUAAAGUAGGCGUUACUCGCCCUAUGUUUCUAAAUGUUUACCACUAAAUUCCCCAGAGGAUUAUCUCUUUGUGAACUACUGUAUCAACCUAUAAGAUGGAAGGUCAGUAAGGGAACACCAGCGAGAAUGUCUUUCGAAAUUCGAGUGAAACUUGCAGAGACGGAUGAUCCGUGGUUUCGAACCAGGCUAGUUGAUUCAACUGAAGAGGCGAAACAUAUUAUGAAGAAAUCAGCAGAGUUUUCUAAAGAUGAUGUUAUUACGGUUCCUCUCGAAGAUGAUUUGACGCCAGUAAAUGGAGUCCCAAAAGAACACCAAUCUGAAAGGCGUGUUAGAAUUUUCAUCCCAGCUAAACCUGCUACUCAAUCAGGCAUUCAUGGCACUCGACUUUGGCGUAUUGAGUUCGACAAUCGCGAACGCUGGGAAAAUCCACUAAUGGGUUGGGCGAGCAGUGGUGAUCCACUUUCAACUACAGUUGUUGAAUUUGAAACUUCUGAAGCGGCGAAAGAGUUUUGCAAACGUCAGGGAUGGCCAUGUUACGUAGAAAGUCCAAAUAUUUUAAAAAUGAAUGUCAAGUCCUAUGGAUCCAAUUUUUCAUGGAACAAACGAACACGGGUUGGAUCGAAAUAAUGUUAUCAGAUUGCUCACAUUUUUCUUGUUGCUAACUUAAUUUAGCAGCUACUUCAGUUGUGACCUGUUUUAUUUUGCUUGCUAAUAAAUAUUGUAGAAAUAUAAAUUAAGUAUAUAUUGUUUA
Messenger RNA from Schistosoma margrebowiei, 790 nucleotides. The record is from the annotation of a GenBank genome assembly. NCBI's taxonomy places the organism in Eukaryota, Metazoa, Platyhelminthes, Trematoda, Strigeidida, Schistosomatidae.